UUCCUGCUACUGAUAAUGUCUAUAAAACAACAUAAUAAUGGUGAUUAUGACUGCAUCAAAUUUAGACCAUCUAACCAACUUCUCUCAUUCUUUAUCUUCCUCCAGGCGUUGGCUGCUGGUGCCUUUGACCCAUCAUCAUCAAGGUUUGAACUGAGAGUAGCCGUUAGGAAAGGAUACUUCAACAAAUACGCAGAUAUCCUCUCGGGUCAAUGGUUGACCGAUACAUCAGCAGAAUUCACCGCCGACGCAACAGAAGUCCUCAACUACUGCAAAACGAAAUACCCAGACACAGAGAUAAACAACAUAGUGGACAGCAGUCAGCCCAUAUUGAUUGACCAGUGGUGUCCGGUCAACGGAGAUGCAUGUACAAGCUCGGCAAAGGUCACCUACUACAGAUGCCUGGUUGGCCCGUUCGAGAGCGAUGCCCUCAUGGUCUACAAUGUGUGCAAGUUUUACCACAAGCAUGAUGAGAACACAUGCAGGGAGCCUGAAUACUGGAAAGGGGUAGCGGACGAGGACUGCCGAGGCAAGAAGAUGGGCAUCAACUCGACCGGCAUGCUCCUACCCUGCCAGACGGAUAAAUUCAAGGGGGUGGAGUACACCUGCUGCCCCCCUCCCACCUACCGGCCGAUGACCGCCGGGGAGGAGGAGACCGAGGUGGAGGAGGAAGAGGAGGAGGCCGAGGCUGAGGCCGCCGCUGCAGGAGGGGAGACUCAGGCUCAGGUCCAGGAAGAGUUGCCGGUUCAAGCCCCAGCCCCAGCCCCAGAGAGGGAUAAUGUUGUUGCUAAGCCACAGAUCACAAGCAACAUCCUGGAUGACCCCUACUUCUCUGAGCAAGGGCUCGCCGGCAGGGUGGAGAAGAAGGAAUACAGCAAUGCCAAGGGCCGUCUCUCAUCAAACCAGAAAGCCAAGAUGGCCAGGGUCAUGCAGCAAUGGCAGGAAGCACAAGAGCACUACGAGACACUGAAGGCCAAGGACCCAGAGGCUGCUGAGCAGAUGAGGAAGGAGAUGACCCAGAGGUUUGAGCAGACGAUCGGUACCAUGGAAACGGAGAACGCAGAAGAGACGGAGGAGCUUAGAGAAGCCCAUCAGGUCCACAUCGCAGUCAGCCUACGUGAGAAGAUUAAUGCAUCGUAUGAGGCGUACAGGUUCACAGUCGACGUCCCUAAACCAAAGUCGAAGAAGAUCCUUCACUCCCUGAGGCGCUACCUCCACGCCAUCCAGAAGGCCAGGCAACAUUACAUCAUCCACUACAAGCACCUGCGCAAGACAGACCCCAUGAAGGCGGAUCAGCACAAGCGCUUCACCCUCAACAAGCUCAAGACUCUGGACAUCGAGGUCGCACAGAGCGUAGACCUGCUCCAGAAUCUACCAGACCUCUACGCAGAGCUCAAGCCUAAAGUUGAUGCUCUCCUGGACAGCACCCACGACACUCCAGAAGAUGCAGCUCUCAUCCGAGCUACCGAGGAGGAGGAAGAGGUGGAGGAGGAGGAGGUGAUGAUUGCCCAGGCCAAGGUGACGGAAGCACCACCUGCCCCCCAGCGCACCGAGCUGGAACCGGUAGCAGAGAUCACGGAACCAGAAGUAGCCGAUGAAGUGAUCUCACAGGCAGAGGAGGAAGAAUUGGAAGAAGUGGAGGAAUUCCUGGAAGAGGACACGGAAGCCCCAACCGUCUCUAGGAGCUUCGAGACCAAACCAAGCACCCUGGCCAAGACUAGCCCAGCCCAGACUAAGCCUAGUCCAAGCCAGACCAAGCCCAGGACCUCUACAGCUACACAGACAGAGCCAGAACCACCCACGCCCAGCAGAGACACCGAGCCAGAGAUAGAGCAAGAGACAGAGAUCCAGGUCCCAGCAGAAAAUGUACAGAUUGUUGCAGUAAAACCUAUUGAGAGUUAUUUAGACGAGGAGCUCACCGCUCCUCUUGAUUCCGACGUCGUCAAGCCCCAAACCCUGAUCAUAGCCCAGAAACCUAAAGCUAAGGUGGAGAAGUCUGCGGCCGCUGCUAGGAUGGAGAAACAGAGAUUGGUCGGCAGGCAGGAUGUCAAUAGCAUUGAUAACUCUGUCACUAAAAAGCGCAUGUCGCUGAGGUACGAGCCCAUGAUGGCGUUUGGACUUGCAUGCGGAGUGCUUGCCGUGGCCACGGUACUCGUCAUCGCGGUCCUCAUCGUUAGGAGGAAGACUCGACGAACGCCCGUCAAUAGCGGCUUCACCGAGAUCGACCCUAACCUAACAGUCGAGCAGAGGCAUAUUGUGGCCAUGCAGCAAAACGGAUACGAAAACCCAACAUAUAAGUACUUUGACAUGCAGUAGCUAGCUUGUGACGGAGAGUCGACCAAAAAAUAGAUCGCCCUCUAUUGCUGAACUGUGUAUUCCUGCACCUUUGUUUAUUUAUACUGGACAGAAAAUCAUCUAGCACAGAAAUAGUAUAACAUUCUCGCGGACGACCGGAUAAUCGCCCAUCAUAUCGGCUCGCUUUCCACAAGAGUAAUCUCCUAUAUAGUACUACUGCUCACAUGAUUAUGGUAGUUAAUAUAAAGUGUGUAUCGCUACAUCUAGGAUUGCAAACAUAUUACUCUUAAAAGGCAUUCAACUCGUUAUGAAUAGCACAGUAUAUUCCUAUAUAUUCUGAGUACUUCAUCGAGAAUUAUUCACUUGCUUUUUUCCACCACAUCUAUAUAUAUGUUUGUGUAUAUCAGUAUCACAACCUGUGUUUACGAAAAUAUACCCCUUUUCCUCUAUUAAAGAAAGAAGCUUUUAAGCACUGCAAUAUUAAAUGUACAGUAAGAUUUCCUUAUUUAUUGUGAUAAACCAGUGUAACUUAUGAUCCAGAAUGCACUUUUUUCGGCACUCAUUCCAUUGUUAAGAGUCACAAUUCAUAUAAAACCUUAUCGUUUUAUGGGUUUCAUUACAUAAUUGUGAUAUACAUAACGAAAAUAUGAUAUUAACUAUGCUAUGACAAGCUAUUAAAUGCACAACUUGCAGCACAUAAAAUUGAUACGUUAAUGAUCUAGUGGAUAUGUUUGCUGACUGAAUGAAUCUACUGAAUGAUAUAAACGUAAGCUCAUCAAAAGUGUAUAACAUUAUAUUAUGUUAGAGAAUCAUACCUAACUCACAACUUAUUAAACUUGUGUAUUCUUAUAUAGUCUUGUGACUCAAUCGUCUUGUAAAGAUGGGAAAAAGAGAGUGUCAUAAUGUAAAUCUGACUUAAAUUGUGAGCUAGACUUGCAAUGUUAUUAUUAAAAAACUAACGUAUAUUUGACAUGAGUAUUUCAGCUUUUUCGCUAGGAGUUCUCUUAUUCAGAGAAUGAAAAAUGUUGCAGUCGGGGACUGCUUGGUAAGAAAUACAUUUGUCAUAAAUGUAUUCCAUGCCAAAGGCUCAAUCGGAUCCUUUGAUCCAAUUAAAGAUAAAAACUUGCAUCUAGAUUUUGAAAACAUGAAAUACUCUUCAUAAAAGUAAACUGUAGCUACUCUGUUAUUUAAAAAAAGUCAAUCGCUGUGAAAUCUAGAAAUUACAUAUGACCUACUUCUUAACUUAUACAUGUACCGUACGUGUAAAUGAAAGAUGAGAAAUUGUUUGAUCUUCGUGUGAUAUAAUCAUGAUGUCUAUAAUAUUAAUUUAACAAAGAAAAAAAGAAUUAUUGUAAAUCUUUUUCACCAAGUAGUGGAGUAGUAACUUGUGACAUAGUUCAUUGUUGUACAAAAUUUAGCCAACUUUUGAAUGUCUUGUGAAAAAUAAUACAUUUUAUGUGAGCUAAAUGGCUGUAGAUAUCUUGCUCUAUGUAGAUCUGUAUUGAAGUAAAACUAGAUAAAACUAAGAGUAGUAAAUAAUAGAACCGUACGAUUGUAUAUUGUAGUACAUGGACGUGCCCUUUAUGACUUUCAGGUUGUCACGGCGACGGAGCAACAAUGCCAUCUUAAGUAUUUAUUCAUUUGAAACAUUUGCUUUUGUAGUCAUGAUAACUUGAUACAUCUCCUAGCUAUUGUACAUGAACUACUAUUAGACUAGUGCAACCCGUGUUUGAAUCUCUUCAUACCACUUCCUCAGACAAUGCUUGGGUAGGCAUCAUCUGCGGAGAGCCAGAGGGGCGUUCAUUCCUAUCGUUUAGAACAGAGUAAAUGCCCUUCUUGCUAUCAACAGACAGUGUAAGAUAGGGAUGCAUGGUAGGCUGUUGGUAAUAUAGCAGAGAUAAUCAACUACACUGCAGUGAUAACAACAGAAAAAGGAAAUUCGCAGUUGACUCAAGGUUCCUAAGAAUGAAGAAUGAAGUCCACAAGACUUGUGGUCCAACAGGCAUAAGGUCUACAAGGCUUAAAGCUUAUCUGCCGUAGUUUACAGGAGGGAUUAGACUGCCCUGCAAGGUCACUGGACAGGUGGUUAUCUCAUCAACUCAGCUCUCAGUUUACAUAAGAAAAAGAGGAUCAUGGGGGACCAAUGGUCACCAAUUAGGCAUUGUUUGUUAUAUAGAGGGUGCAAGUAGCUACAAGUAGUGCAGUGGGCCUUUAAGGUCCUGAUUCCCAGUUGACUGUAACAGAAGGUCUGUGUACCAUUAGUUUCAGAAGAACAAACAUUUCAAUCUUCUGGAUUUUCUGGAUACUCGUUGGAAGGUUACAAGACCAAAAUCUUAAAAUCCUAGAUCCUAUACCUUGAAGGCCACACCUCACCAUUGUGGUGAUGAAGAUACAGUAGCUAGUGUUGUGUGGCAGGAUUAAGGGGGUCCCAUGGAUAGGUCCUUGGUCAACUGCAAGAAGGGAAAUACGGGUGCAGACAAACUCAUUUGAAAAGGCAUUGAACGCUGCUGUAAAUAUUGAAUAUGAAUUAUAAAAAAGGCAUGUGCUAUAAUGUGUAACGUGUAGCAUCUAGCUUGCAAACGUAGCUCUUUGCUAGUCUAUAUAAACCUCAUUGCGUGAGUGUCUUGUGAAAAAAAAAGUGAUAGCAAUGAAUAUACCAAUGUCUCAAUAGUAUUCAUAUUAUUCAAAUGAGUGCUGUACAAACGUCAAUUAAUUGUAUACUAUGUGUGCUUUAUGAAUAUUCAUAUAUUGAUAUUCCGUUAGGGGGUUGGCAAAGAGUGAUAUGUGGAGUUGAUUCUUAGUUUCGGGAGAGGGGUGGGAGUCACAUUUUUGUUUGAAAAUUUAUUUUGGUAUGGUUUUCUUAUGAUGGAAAAUUUAUUGGUAGUUAAGAGUUAGGAUCACGGUUAAUUGGGAAUUCAUGUCUUUUCAAAGUUUCGAUACAUAUUCUGGGAGAAUCAAAAGAAGAGAAAGUAAGAUUUUUUCUAAAAAUAAAGGGAAAAUGCUAUGAUCUUUUAGUGGGAAAAAGGUUAUUUUUCUUAAAUAAACAAGGACUGAUUUUGGAGGUUUUAAGAUGAGAGAUAACUUGUGCUUCUCUUUACUAUCUGUUUAUAUGAAACAGUACUUUUUGUGACCAUUACUUAUCAUUAUGUGAGAAAAACUAAUUUAUUGUAUUUUUCAUCUAGUUUAAAUCACAUGUUAAUAGUGUAAUUGAGUUUUGAAAAUAUGCUAAAUCUUGUCGUUUGAUGUACAUGUAGCUUAGAAAUGUUUAAACGAUAUUGAUGAGUUUUCCAUACACAACUACUUACUGUGUGUCAUACUUAAUACAUGUCUUUUCCAGUGUUAUGACAGUAUCAAUGUGGAUAGCAAUUUGAGUUUGAAAACAUAUCUGAAACCCAAGUGUGGUAUGGAACAUUCUUUGUGGUUCAUUUCUUAACCAAUUAAGUUAGGCAUUUUGUUUUGUCACUUGUCCAGAAUUUUGUUACUCAAUGUAAACAAACGCAGUAGACGUACAAGUGCUCUGUGGCUACAAUAAUUUCGUUUCCAUCGCAGCAUUGUAUGGAGUUUUGUUGAUAUCUGUUAUUUGAGGAGCAAAAUCAGGUAUUUUUUUAAGUGCUAAUAUCUUUUAAACCAGCAUUACAUUAUAUUUCCUAUGUGGCUGUUUUAGCACACAAGCUGAAUUUCUGAGUAUUUCUUCUUCUCUUAUGUGGUUUUAUUUGUUGUAUAUAAGAAGCUUAAAAGUAAUAUUCCUCAAAGAGUGAUAUCUAUAUGUAUUUUAAUUCUUUGUGUUCUGUCAGUUUGCCAAAAAUGUUGUACGCUUAGUACUUUAACCGUCUUGUAUUCUGCGACUGGUGUGCACAAAAGUGGUUUAUGUAAGGAACAGGCAGGUUUCACAAAAUCGUCCUAAGGACAUGUUUGCAGACAACCUGUUCAAACAGGUGUAUUAAAUUCAACACCCGUUCCAAUGGGAUGUCAGUGAAAUUGGAGCUAGUCUGUUUUGAAUAUGGGAUGUGACUUUGAUGGCAGAUUUGAGUAAACCAUGGAUCUGAGAUCGUUGUUUCGUUACAAGGGCCAUGAUUCAAGUCGGAAUCUGCUUGCUUGCUCCAGCUGAUCGCGGUCAUCGUGAUACAGGUACAGUCAAACCUGUCUAGUAAGGUCACCCAAGGGAAACAGAGGAAGUGACCACAGGUGGCCUUUAGACAGGUUUCCUCCUAGAAGGUGAUCACUAUAGACGGGUUUGACUGUACAUUUUCAAAAUCAGUGGGGUUUUAAUGCAUAUAUUAAACCUCCUUUGUGCAAACUAGUUUGAUUUUUGUUGUUUUUAUUUAUGUAUGGGGAGAUAAAGAAAGAAGAUGGACAUUUCAAAUUGUAAGGAUAUUUCAUAUAUAUUUUGGGCCAUUUCAAUGAAUGAAAGUAAAGUACUUCAUUUUGGGUUAUAAUUCAUUAGUAAUGAUUUAACUGAAUAUUUAUAUUUGGGUUAGUUAUGGAAAUGUGGAUAUAAUCUUUUAAAUUUGGACAUGUAACAUGUAUUUACUUUACAGACUGAAAUAUUAAAAAAAGAAAUGGAGAAUUUUUGUUGUUGAUCCACAGUUAAAUGCUUGGAAGAAAAUCAACACUGAGCGGCACCAAUACCUUUUCUACAAAUUUUAUUUGCAGUUCAUAAACUUGGGUUUUUGUGUUUAAAAAUGGGACAAAGGCUUUGGAUGUAAACAAGACCCAAAAUUUGAUCUUGGGACCAAUUUUAAAGCAGUAACAUUCUUGGAGAUACAAUUACAUUUGGGAAAGAAGGGCUUUAAAUCAGAAAAUUGGGUGGGGUUUGGGAAAAGUCUACUGGCUUUCAAAGAGGAAAUUGCUGUCUCGCAAAAUGUGGAAGAGAUGUUAUUGAAGUAUUUACCGUACUGCUUAUGUAUUCAGUCCCGUUUGAAAGAAAAAUAUGUGCUUCAAUAUCAAUUACGGUAUAGCUGUUAUAUGAGUUUAUUCUGUGUAACAUGCAUUGUCUAGAGCUGCAUAUUCUCAAUAAUUUGUAUCAUUUUUUCUCCUUAAAGGCGGUCUUGCCUUGAAAAAAAGUGGAAAAUUAAAAAAAAGUUUUCAUUGUGUUUGUCUUCAGUA
Strongylocentrotus purpuratus (purple sea urchin) is the source of this 7398-nucleotide messenger RNA. RefSeq names its product amyloid-like protein 1 (gene aplp1). The coding region runs from base 16 to 2313 and encodes 765 amino acids. Gene Ontology annotation, cellular component: membrane. Lineage: Eukaryota; Metazoa; Echinodermata; Echinoidea; Camarodonta; Strongylocentrotidae. Gene Ontology annotation, molecular function: heparin binding; transition metal ion binding. The record is from RefSeq and is a predicted model, not a curated record. The transcript has 11 exons. Gene Ontology annotation, biological process: axonogenesis; central nervous system development.